UCAUUGGAUUGUUUAUCUAAUAUGAUUGCUGAUGACAUUCAAUUAAGAGAUGAAGUUAUUCAUGUUAAAUUAAUUGAAAUAAUUUUGGUACGAGAUAUAAUUAAUAGUAGUGUUGGACAUUUAAUUGAAGCACUUCUCAAAGGAAGACCAUUCAUUUCAGUAAGUAAAGUAUGUCAACUUAUUCCAAUAAUCACAAAAUUCCAAGUAUGUGAGGAAGGGGUUAUUUGUACUCGACUACUUUUAAAUAUGUCAAAUGAAAUUAUUGAUAAAAUGAUUAUUUCUACUCUCCAAAUGAUUAUUGGUCAAGCAUCAACUUCAUUAGCUUGUUUUCAGUGUAUAGGAACUAUUUAUGCAACUGAUCAUCCAACUUUAAUUUCUUUAUUUAUUAAACCAACAAUAGAAAUACUCUUUCAAUAUGCAACAAUGAUUAGUGAUUCAUUAAAAAUAAAAACACCAAGAUCAAGUUUACGCUCAAACCUAUUAGUAGAUGAAACAUCAAUUAGAACAUUUUUAUGGACAGUAGAAAAUUUAUUUGCUACUCUUUGUGAAUUAGAUAAAAAAGAAGCACAUUCUAUUCUUUCAAUAUUAAUUCCAAGUAAAAUCAUUUCAUCAACAAUUCUAUGUAUUUUUGAUCAAUCAAUUAAUGUUUGUAGAGAAGCAUUUUCAACAAUACAUUCAAUUAUAACAAUUAUUUCAAAUAUUCCACAACUUAUUAUUACAUUAAUUAAUACUGAUAAAUUUUUUGAUAUAUUUGAAAUAUUAUUUAUACAAUUAGAGCCAAAUGAAGUUUAUCAUCUUUUAGAAUUGACUCUCAUUUUAGUUUCUUCUCAAAAUACUCAAAUCAUCUUGGAAUUAACUGAAAGAAAUGUUUUUGAACAAGUAGAUUUAUUUACUACAUCAAACAAUACUGAAAUUGCUAAUCUAGCAGAAGAGAUUCUUAGAAUUGAACAUCUUUACAAUUUUAACUCAGAUGAAUUUGAAUUAUAA
This is a messenger RNA of Entamoeba nuttalli P19, 987 nucleotides long. RefSeq lists its product as hypothetical. The transcript has a single exon. The annotation marks the transcript as partial. Lineage: Eukaryota; Evosea; Mastigamoebida; Endamoebidae. The record is from RefSeq and is a predicted model, not a curated record.